AUGAGGUUUUUAAAGCAGGCGCAACAAUGGAAAUUGUUUGCGUCCCCAUUCCGAUGGAUCGCUUUCCAUCAGGCCACCAAGACUCCACUUGCCAUAGAAAAAACGUUCAGAAACUUAUCGAUUUUAGUCGAUAGUGAUUUCAAUCUGGUAACGCACCAAAAUAACAGGGAGAUUAGUUAUCGAAAAAUCUACAAGAAACGCAUCGACGAAUCGACUUUUGAGGUGGAAGACUUCGGUCUUUGGAGGCAAAACAGCUACUUUGAUAGACAAACUAGUAGCUUGAAUGAUCGCAAGAAUCUGGGGACCGUUUUAAAGGCCUGCAUUGUGAUCACGCACAAUGAUUCUUUGAAUCAUCUGGAAGACAAGAGGGACAAACACAUCGAUAGUAUUGCCAAAGUGAAUUAUGUUUUGGUGCUAACUAUGGCUUCGAUAUACAACAUUAGCAUUAAUUUCUCCGUGACCAAUACUUGGGGUUACAAAGACAAUAACUCCCAGUGGAAUGGUAUGAUGGGGGAACUCGUCCGAAGAGAGGCAGAUAUUGGAGGAACAUCCCUGUUUCUGCUGAAGGAACGCAUUGAUCUGAUCGAGUACAUUGCGAUGAUUUCUCCAACGCGCUCUAAAUUUGUGUUUCGACAGCCCAAAUUGUCUUAUGUUACCAACGUUUACACCCUCCCGUUUGAUAACCGAGUGUGGCUUUCCACGGUGGUUUUGGUUCUUAUUAUGCUCGUCGUCCUGUACUUUUUGAGGAAAUGGGAGUUUGCUAAAAUCAAGCAGCAGGAACUUUUGCAUAAAACUGCUUAUCCCGAUGUGGUGUUCAUCACCAUUGGAGCCGUUUGCCAGCAGGGCGCAGCCACUUUGCCCCAUAGCGUUCCUGGACGAAUCGCUACACUGUGGCUGUUCGUUUCCCUGAUGUUCAUCUACGUUUCCUACUCAGCAAAUAUAGUGGCCCUCCUCCAAACCUCCUCAAACAGCAUCAGAACUCUGGAAGAUCUGCUCAAGAGCCGCAUUCCCAUCGGAGUGGACGACACGAUAUUUAACCAUUUUUUCUUCACGACUACUCAAGAGCCAACAAGGAGGGCGUUGUACGAGAAAAAGGUGGCGCCGCCCGGGAAACGCCCCAACUUUCUUUCCAUUGAAGAAGGCGUGAGGAGAAUGCGGCAAGGACUGUUUGCGUUCCACAUGGAAACAGGGGCUGGAUAUAAAAUAGUUGGAGAAACAUUUACUGAAGAUGAGAAGUGUGGACUGCAAGAAAUCCAGUUUCUGCAAGUGGUGGAUCCAUGGCUGGCCAUUCAGAAGAAUUCCUCUUAUCAGGAACUACUGAAAAUCGGUUUCCACCUUCUCAGAGAAACCGGAAUCCAGCAAAGAGAGAACAAUCUGAUCUACACCAAGAAACCGAGCUGCUCAUCCAAAUCGUCUACAUUUUUCAGUGUGGGUCUAGUCGACUGCUACCCAGCAGUGUUAAUAUUUGCGGAAGGUUUAGCUGCAGGACUGGCCCUUUUCCUUUUAGAGCUGUACAUACACAAGAAGUUCUCCAACCAGUGAGGUUGAAUCCAUUUGUUCGCCACACCCCUAAUACUGAGCAUAUUCAAGCAUGCAAUAUGCAAUAAAAUGGAGCAUUAAUCCUCUCGAAUUCGGUCCAAUCGAGUCAUUAUCAACUGCGUCUUAUAAAAACCUCCUUCAAAGGCCUAAAAACCCAGAUACACAGGCUGAUGAUAUAAUCCCAUCCAAUAUCCAGGCCACCAAGAAGCUAGAAAUCUCUGAUGACACUCUCCUAAUUAUUUCAUCAGCCGAAUUCGUUAUCAGUUGGUGGUUUAAGGGGAAAAAUGCAAAAAUAUCAGAUAAGCGUGUCAAAGGUUCGUUUUAAGCAAAAUAGGUUUAUUGAGCAAUAAUACUAUACGGAAUUUGGAGAGAUCCAUAGGCCGUUUGCUUCCGAUUCCGGUCAGUGAGGCCAUCGGGUUUGACCUGACAAUCUGGAAAAGUUUUGCUUGUAAACGACGCACUUUUGGUCGUCUGGGCCCAAAAAAACGCCCUAAAGGAUCAAAAAUGAAAUUAAGUUUUGGAUUUUUUAAAGGUUUUCCUUAGAGCUCUUAUAGUUUUGGUAAUAAUUUAUUCAAAUUUCUACCGCAUAUUACCGAUGAUGGUCCUUAACUUUUCACAUAAUAAAAACGGGUUGAAAAUGUACAGGGUGAUUUUUUUGGCAGGUCAGACCAACUUUUACUGCUCAGAAAACUUUAUGGCGCGGCACUGGCCGAUUAUUAUCAAAUUCGUGGAACCCACGUUCAAUUUAGCAGCUUUUUAGUUUUCGGCAUUUUUAUCGUAGCUGCAACUACUGGCGAGUAAUUUGGAAAAAUCUGCGUACCUCGUUCUAAAACCAAAAAAGUACCUUUGUAAAAUUUUCGGUAAUUGUAUGCUUAUGGAAACUGCCUCUAUCUCAGCAACUGCAGGCCGUAUUUGAUGCGACCGCCUCUAAAAAACAGCUCUUUAAUAAACAUCUGAUUCGUGAUCAAUUUUCCAAUUUACUGUAGGUUUUACACCCAAAAAGUGUUUUUAGGUACUUUUCCAAAUUACUUGCCAACCGUUGUAGGUACGAUAAAAAUGCAAAGAACCAAACGUUCUCAAGUCGAGCGCGGAGUUUAAAUAUUUACAAAUAACCGGUCAGUGGCGCACUAUAAUAUAAUAUAAUGUAAUAUGAUUUUUGAACUGUGAAAGAGGGUUUUACCCCCGAAAAAUUACCAGAACUUGUGAAGCAACAUUGGGACUCCAAUCAAGAAAUUCGAAUAAAUUGUCAGAAAAACUCUAGCUGUGGGAAAACAACUAUAAAAAUCUCAAAUUUUAGCCCCGUAUAUAAAAAACAAAGCGUUUUCCGAUGUAUGUUAAAGUAGCGGAUUAAAAAAUUGCAUAAAAUCUCUCAAACUCGAACACUAGCAAUUUUUCAAUUUAAAUGCCCAUGAUUUGCAUCCAAAUAUGCAUCUGCUUCUUCGUACUUUCCUCCACUUACUCUCCACUUUGGCAAAACUGCAUUAUUGUAUUAAGUAGUAGCAUAAGAAGACAAAUUGGACAACACUCAUAUAUUUAUUCUAAAGUCGUUUAUAAAAAUGCACUUAGCCUAAUAUAAAUAGUAGAAGUUGAGCAUUGGCAACUAAUAAAAAAUAUAUACAAAAAUAAUACUUUUUAUAGCAACUUAACAUUGAGAGUUAAACUCGAAAAGUGCCUUCUAGUAGCACAGAGCCAUGAGGGUGAUUGCGCCUACGCAAGUGACUUUUUUGGACUUCUCGGAAGCCUCCAAAUGUUGAGCAGAGCCUGAUUCUUCAAUACCAUUUUCGCUGAAAACGAUCUCAAAUUCGGACGAUUUUUCUUUGGCGCUCGCCACUUGCAGGCCACUGGACGGUACCGCCACUUCGUAGAAGUUAUUGUGCAAAUCCCUGGACACUGGAGUGCUACAGCCGAGAUGAACAACCAUCAAACACAUCGUCAAAAUAAUCACAACAGGUCUAGCCAUUAUGUCUUGUUUGCUUUCUUCACAUGAAGAACUGAUUACCGGACUUUCCAUUGUCGUUUAUAAACACACGAAAAUACUAUGUGGAUUAAGAGGGGGCAGGAGUAGAUUGAUGAAUUUUCUAAUGACCCUCCGAUAGAUAAUAAUUAAUAACCGAUAACACGCGCGCUACUCAUACAAAGUCUUUCGAAUCUGUUCAGUUUCGGAGAAUUCACCAAGACGAUCAAGGGGAAAUUUGAAUUAUGAUGAAACUUAAGAGGGGAAUUGCAGAAUCAUCCGGCUUCCUUGGAAUCUAGAGAACUUAUUUGGGAUUUUUCGAUUAAUCCAAAGACAAACAACAACAACAAGACGCUUCAAGUGUCGGUCAAGAUCCAGAUGUAUUUUCGGUCGAUUUAUCGACGGAAAAACUAAUAAUAAAGUAUGAAUGAU
Molecule: messenger RNA, 3925 nt
Organism: Dendroctonus ponderosae (mountain pine beetle)
Lineage: Eukaryota; Metazoa; Arthropoda; Insecta; Coleoptera; Curculionidae
Product: ionotropic receptor 75a
Exons: 9
Coding region: 1-1542 (513 amino acids)
Cellular component (GO): membrane
Molecular function (GO): glutamate-gated receptor activity
Source: RefSeq, a predicted model, not a curated record